Molecule: messenger RNA, 3495 nt
Organism: Vitrella brassicaformis
Lineage: Eukaryota; Vitrellaceae
Source: the annotation of a GenBank genome assembly
GGGAAGCGAUGGAGCCGUGCCCGCCUCUUUUCUCCUUUGUGGCACUUCGCCGGCUCCAUCGGCUGGCAGCGCCUGCUCGCGGCCUGCCCUCCCACGUGCCGCCUGCAUUCACCUUGACACACCAACCAAGCAGCAAAGCUGACAGCAGCGAUGGCCAUGGCGGCAGUCGGAGCACUGACAGCAGCGGCAGCAGCACCAGCCAUAACUCGUUUCCCAUUCUUGUGUUGGCGGCGGGUGCGGGUGCUGCAGCCAGUGGAGUGUGUGGUCAAUGGUUUGUGGGAGGUGAUGGUGGUGAUUGGCGGCAGAGGCAGAGGCAGGGGUUUGUGUUUGCUGGUCAUCACAAUCAACAACGGUCCCGUGUUGCUCUGUGUGAGGGGGAGAGGGGGAGGGGGAAGGCGCUCGGGGAUGUCAGAGGUACGAAUGGGAAUGGACGACUCACAGACAGACAGCCAGGUGGAUGUGUUGUGUGUGUAUCUUAGAUGAGUUGAAUGAGUACUGUCGCUCGUUGGCCAUCCCUGCGCCGCAGUGGCCAGAGUUCUACCAGAGGGGAGGUACGCCUGAGUGAAUGCCUGAGUACGGUGCCGCACCACAGCCACAAACCCGUCACCCUUGUCUCUCUCUCUCUCUCUGUGUGUGUGUGUGUGUUUGCCGUGUGUCAGACCACGAUGUGGUCAAAUUCAGGGUCAGGGCGGACACCAACCUCUACGAGCUGACGGCCGGCAUGCUGCAGAGGUCCACCACACCACACCACACCCUGCACGACAGAAACCUUUGAUCUGCUUGAUUCCUGUCCUGCAGGUUGGCGGCGGACACGCAACACGAAGAUGACUACGACGGCCUUCUCGUGCGACCCAACGCCACACACACUGACACACUGACGCAUCCACGCCUACGCCUAAACACAACUGUGUGUGGUGUGGUGUGGUGUGGUUUGGUGUGGACAGGUGUCGCGGUUCAAGGCCUACCACAGCGGCGAGACCGUCCAGCUGCAGUGCAAGUUCAGGUUCAAGGGCAGCAGACCGCCCGGCAAGCCACACAUCGCUGACAACAAAGAUCAAGAUAAAGAUAAAGACAAAGACAGAAUCGCUCUCGAGGAGGAUGGGUCGUUGGACAUAUUUGCCAAGUCGACCACGCCCGGCUGGUCAACCCAGUCAUCGUCACAGAGCACAAUGGCCGUCUGGGAAGGCGUCACAGGUACACACGCACACACACACACAUCACACCAUCCAUGUGUGUGUCUCUCUCUCUGCGUGUGUGUGUGUGUAGGCACCGGGAGCCCCGACAACCCAGUGGUGGAGCUGAGCAAGCGCCGCAACGGUCUCACGGGCAACGACGUGGCCGCCAUCAAAUUCGGCAUGCAGAUCGGUGUGUAUGUGUGUGUGUCACCAGACACACACACACGUACACCAAACACGGUGUGUGUGGAUCUCUCCCUGUGUGAGUGGGUCUCUCUGUACUAGGCAAUUUGGGAUCUCGCGUGACGAUUGCGGAGCCGUCGACAAGAGCGGGGACGGCGAUACGGAGAUACCACCCUGACGUACGCAUCACUCCCUCCCUCCCUCCCUCUCUCUCUCUGUUUGACGCCUUGUCAGCGCGAGGCUUGUGCGUGCGUGUGUGCAGGGUGAGGCCACCCAGGGUCAGCCGAAUCUCCGCCCCGAGGCCCUCCCGCCCCCACCAAGUGGUCCAGGCCAGCAGCAACAGGCCGACAGCAAGUGGAAGGUGAGUGGCCAUCCAUCUUUCUGCGCGCCCUCCUCAGAGAGAGAGAGAGAGAGAUCAUCAUCGUCUCAGUGUGUGUGUCUGACUGCGCUGUUUGUGUGAGUAGGUGAAGGAGAAGCUGGAGGGCAUGGGGGUGCUGGUGCACCUGCCGGAUGACGAGAAGGAGCAAAUGUCAUGGCAAGACCUGGGCGGAUACGACGACGUCAAGCAGUACCUUACUUACGCACACACACACUCUGAUGGAUGGAUGACCCACACAUACAUAAGAUCCACACACACAGACACACGUGACGCGUGCGACUGUGGGCUGUGCUGUGCUGUGCUGUGUGUGUUGGUCGGUCAUUCACUCAGGCGGAUUGAGGAGUGCGUGUUGUUCAGCCUGACGCACCCAGACCUCUUCGCCCAGAUCACCGAGGGCACCCGCGGGUCAUCCACACGAACGACCGACACGGUCAUCCACACACACCUCAUCUCACCUCUCUGUGUGUUUCCGUUCUCUUGUGUGCACAGGAAGAAGGGCGAGUCGAAUCGGCCCAAGGUCGUGCUGUUCGAGGGGCCGCCGGGCACCGGCAAGACAUCGUCUGCACGCAUCAUCGCCCACCAGGCAAGACGUGUUACGUCGGUCUCUCUGGCUGGGCUGUCUCUACACAGACACACGAGAGAUGAGAUGGUGUGUGUGUGCACCGUGCUUCCCUGCCUGUUGACAGGUGCAAAUCCCGCUGCUGUAUUUGCCGCUGGAGAGUGUGGUGUCCAAGUGGUACGGCGCCUCAGAGAAGAACCUCGCCACCGUCUUUGACAUGUACGCGACGCCCUCACACACACACACACAGACACAGACACACACACACACACACAGAGAGAGAGACAAUCAGGAUCGCCUCUGUGUCGUCUGUGUGCGUGUGUGGUUUAGGGCCAAGACGCUCGCCUCGUCCGGCGGGUGCAUCAUCUUCGUAGACGAGAUCGAUGCCCUGGCGUCGUCGCGAGACGACAUGAAGCAGCACGAGGCCUCCAAGCGGAUACUGAGUGUGCUGCUGCGCAAGCUGGACGGCUUCGACACGCUCAAGGACAAGACCAUGCUCAUCUGCGCCUCAAACAGGUCGGACACAGACACCUCCUUGUGUGAAGCGGAGCGGACAUCUGUUCGUUCGUAUGUUGUCGGUGUCUGGUGUGCAUGUGCAGGAAGCAAGACCUCGAUGACGCCUUUCUGAGCCGCGUUGACUCGUCCAUCUACUUCCCUCUCCCUGAUUCAGACGUCCUUUCCCCCUCUCCCUCCCCCUCCCCCUCCCCCUCGCUAACCCCACCACACGGCCGUGCUUGUGCGUGCGUGUGUGUGUGUGUGUGUGUGUGCAGGCCCGCGAGAAGAUCUGUGAGAAGUACGCCCAGCACCUGACGGCCUGGGAGCUGAAGCGCCUCGCGAACGAGACCAAAGGCCUCUCUGGCAGAAACAUCAAGGCAGGCCCAUUACCCCCCCGCCACCCCCACCCUCCCUCCAGCGGACAGACCUCCAGACCCCCUCUCUCUGUGUGUGUGGAUCGUCCAACAGGAUCUGUGUCAGGACGCAGAGCGACGCUGGGCGUCCAAGAUCAUCCGCGAACGCAAGCAGCAGCAGGACAGCCCGGCCAGUAUAGAGGGUGGGGGAGGUCCUGCGUCGGACACCGCGACGGCGAAGGUUACUUUGCCGCCUUUUGAUUUCUACCUCGACUCGUGCCGAGCCAAGGUCAGGCAGCAGCGGGGCGGAGUAAAUGGAUGACAAAAAUGGGAUGUGUGUGAGUGAGUGAU